This is a messenger RNA of Betta splendens (Siamese fighting fish), 865 nucleotides long. RefSeq lists its product as uncharacterized. Lineage: Eukaryota; Metazoa; Chordata; Actinopteri; Anabantiformes; Osphronemidae. Bases 182 to 865 code for a protein of 227 amino acids. The transcript has 2 exons. The record is from RefSeq and is a predicted model, not a curated record.
ACAGGCGAGGCAGAGGAGGCGUUUCAACGUUUGAAACGCAGUUUCGUCACGGCACCCGUGCUGCGGAUGCCCGACCCACAGCGGCAGUUCGUGGUGGAGGUCGACGCGUCCAAACUCCGGAGUCGGGGCCGUGCUGUCCCAGAGGGAUCCCACGGACGGUAGGAUCCACCCAUGUGCCUUCAUGUCCCGCAAGCUAUCUCCCGCGGAGCGGAAUUACGACAUCGGGGACCGAGAACUGCUCGCGGUAAAGGUAUCCCUAGAGGAGUGGAGACACUGGCUGGAGGGGGCAGACCAGCCUUUCCUAGUAUAUACAGAUCAUAAGAACCUUGAGUACCUGAGAACGGCGAAGCGGCUGAACUCACGCCAGGCCCGAUGGGCACUGUUCUUCAGUCGCUUCAAUUUUCACUUGUCGUACCGUCCUGGAUCCAAGAAUGUGAAACCUGACGUUCUGUCUCGUCUGCAUGACGCGCAGCAGGAACCAGCAGAACCUGAGUCCAUCCUACCGCCGGGAUGUCUGGUGGGGGCAGUCACCUGGUCGGUGGAGCGUCGGGUACGGGAGGCCAACCGCGACCGUCCGGUCCCACGCGGCGCCCCGCCCAACCGGCUGUUCGUGCCACCCGACCUCAGGGGAGAGGUCAUCCAAAUAGGGCAGCUGAACAGCACUGUCCAUCCACCAACUACUAUAACUCUGAUGGACCUAAACCAGAAAGAAGGACAUGGAAACCUUCUGGCUGCCGACGGUGCACCGCACAGAGUAAACCAGACUGCGAUCACUGCUUUGUAUGGACACCAGGCUGCUGGCUGUUUGAAGAAAAACAGGCACUCGGGAAACGCGACCCAGUCAAGGCAGAGGGACAACCCCUGA